Molecule: messenger RNA, 120 nt
Organism: Funneliformis mosseae
Lineage: Eukaryota; Fungi; Glomeromycota; Glomeromycetes; Glomerales; Glomeraceae
Source: the annotation of a GenBank genome assembly
AUGUCUGAAGUAUUAUCUGAAGAAAUAUAUAGAACUGAAGUAUCAUCUAAAAUAACAUCUGAAAUUAAAAUAAAAUCUAAAUCAAAAGAUACUAUAUCUUCUAUGACAGAUGAAGGUUAG